AUGGAAGAGCAAAAGCACAAACUACUCGACAAUGAUUAUCAGAAGCUCCGAUAUGAGAGAGACGACUCUCUUAGCAGUCUUGAAGCCUCCAGCUUCACCCUUCCUGCGAGCGACAAGCAUCAGAUGACACGGCGACGAUCUACCAUCCUCAUUCUUUAUGCCAUCUCUGGCCUAAUCUUUGCCGCUUUUUUCUACCUUCUAGGUCUUUAUUCUCCAGCUACUGUCUCCGAUCCAUAUCUUUCCAAAACAUUUGGGUCGGGACAUUGUGGUAAUUCUUCGGAGGAAGCGCUCAAGAACGGCUGCGUCUUCGACUUUAUACCCGGAGCCUGGGUACAUCCCGACUGCUACGAUGAGGAGCUUGAGAGAGAAUUCAUGGAACACGGCGAUUGGCACUGGUAUGCCGACCCCGAGGGCAACGAGGAGCUGUCGGAGGAGGUCAUGAGACGAACAGGUGGCCCGAAUCCCACCUACGUCUCACUGGAAUACCACGACUCCCACUGCGCUUUUACCUGGAGAAAGCUCCACCGAGCAAUUCUUCUAGGGAAACCAAUUGAUAGCCAGAUCAUCGGCCUAAGGGGAAAGUAG
Scedosporium apiospermum is the source of this 585-nucleotide messenger RNA. RefSeq lists its product as uncharacterized. Lineage: Eukaryota; Fungi; Ascomycota; Sordariomycetes; Microascales; Microascaceae. The coding region runs from base 1 to 585 and encodes 194 amino acids. The transcript has 2 exons. The record is from RefSeq and is a predicted model, not a curated record.